AUGAUGUCUCUGACGCAUGGCACGGCGGUAGGACUACCGGGCCGUGUGCCCGUGGAUCUCCGGCCAAGCCAUGCUCCCGCGGCCACGCGGGCCACGCGGCGAUCUGAGGAUGACUUGCUUGGCCCUGGGCCGCGUUGGUCACGUGCUUCCAUGAUGGGAGUGACCAUUGCUGCGGUGCCGGUUAUCGCAGCACAUUUCAGGAGGUCGGUACGUUCGCGACAUCGCCAGCGGCAAUCCUUGGACCGGGCGACCUUGGGCCGCCGUUGGACUGGGAUGCGCGCUGGGCCCGAGCUGAAGCUGCCUCCAUCAGCGUGUAAAGGCGAGAUCGCUGGUGUGGAGGUUUACAUCAUUGGCACGGCGCAUAUCUCCGCCCGAAGUGCUGCGGAUGUCGAGGAGUUGGUAUCCAAGGUGCAACCGGAUGCCAUUGUGGUGGAGUUAAGUCGUGAUCGCAUCAGCAGCCUCUAUCCCCUGGGUGCGACGCAUUCCAGGACUGGAUCCCUGGAGCUUGAUCUGGAGCAAACUCCCCGGGGCUUUCCGGUGGUGCUUAGGGCCAAGUCCUCUGACUCUGGAGAGGAUGGUCAACUGAUCCUUCGAAACGCUGGAGAUGACAAGGUUGACGUGGUGAACAUGAGGAAGCCUUUGUCCAGCUUCAGUGAUGGGAAAUGGCUUGAAACUGCUUUUCAGAAGCAUCGUUAUCGCAGCAAGACGCUGAAGAUUUGGCCGGCCAUUGAGCUGAUGCUUUCCAUGGCGAAUCAACUCUUUCCCUUGGCCCAGCGGGCCUUCUACUCGUCUGUCUCCACCGUUUCCCACAGUGGCGGCGAGUUCGCGGCCGCCGCGCGGCUGGCGCGUGCGUCUGGAUGUCCGAUCAUUUUGGGCGAUGUGGAAAAUGAGGACCUCUUCGACCCCAUGGGUGCUUUGGAGGUGACCCGUGAGGAUCCAUUGCUAGUGCGCCUGGGUGGACCCUUCAUACGGCCCAGCAAAGGCGGUGUAGAUUUGAUUGAGGCCCUGAAACACGUCUUUGCUGACAUCGCCAAGCCCGGUACUGGAGCCAGGCUUGGAGCCUUUUACCUGGUCUUGUUGGUCUAUGGCUUCAUUCUGGAUGAACGGGCGAACGCCGUGGACCUGAGCUCAAUCGUGCCGUUGAUGCUUGCAAUGAGCACGACCAAUACGAUGGUGGCAGCAGCAAUCAUUUUCCUCCUCACUGCCACGCGUGAUGAACAGCUUUUUCGCGCUGUAGAAGAAGCAGCCCAUUCAGUCCUGGACAAGAAAGGGAAGGGUAAGGUGGUCCUGGUCUGCGGCGUUGCACAUGUGCUACCCGGCAUUUGGAUGGGAAACACGCAAGCGAAGCCCCCGCGACAUGCCAGCAUGGAAAAUCUUUACGAAACAGGUCAAGAUCGCAAUCUGGGCAGUUUCCCGGCAAAGCUCCACACCGAUUUGAGGCAUGUGGUGGAGAUGCUACGCCGCCGGAAACGGCCACGCUUCUCAGGUGAACGGCUGUCCCUGUUGGAAGAAGCCAUUGCGUCAUCGCCCUACAGGUCUUUGGAAGAACUGAGACAACAGAUCGAGGCCUGGAGGGAAGAGGACCGCGCCGGCUUCGAUGCGAACCGCUACUAUGAUUCCGACCGCACGGUGGGGUACACGGAGCACAACCGCGGGUCCCAGGACACCCUCACGCGGCGCAGCCUUCAACUCUCCUCUGUGCCCACGGAGGGGCCGGCCCAGGACACCAUUUUGGCGGUGGACCUGGGUUGCGGCAGUGGCCUCUCAACCCUCAGUGCGCUGAACGCCGCGAACGGCCUGGGCGUCAUCGGGCUGGACCUGUCGUCCGAGAUGCUGCGCGCGGAGGAGUGGAAGGAGGCGAAUCCGCGGCGACCUCUGGCGGGCGAGCGACUGCGGGCAGAUUUGGCGCAGCCGCUGCCCUUCAGAGAUCACAUCUUCGAUCUGUGCUACAGCGUUUCAGCCGUUCAUUACUUGGCCUCCGAUUCCCUGACCCAGUCGGCGGCUCGGCGGAUCGGUCAACUGACCAGCAGCGUCAAGCGGAUCUUGAGACCCAAGGGGAGGCCGUGUACGCUGCAGGCCUAUAUGACCCGCGAGUCCAAUGCCGUGGAGACCUUUCGGCAAGUGGCGCUGCGCGAUGGAUGGGACAUCUGUGAACUCGUGGUUGAUCAAUCCCAUGGGAAGGCGGAACGUGAUUUUCUCUAUCUUUCCCACGGCCUUACGCCAUCCGCGUCACGUCCACCUCGCUGUGCCCUGUACCGCCACUGCAGCGCCACCUGUGCCUUGGCCCUCGAGACUUGGGCCAAGGGCCCGGAAACGUGGCCAGUACACCUGGACGGCGCGCACAGAGCUUGGCUGGUCCGAGAGCAUGACCGCUAUGCCAGACGGAUCCUGCGCUUGCAGAAACGAUGUGAUGAUGGAGCGCCACUGGAUCAUUCCUCCCCUGGAGCAGAGGAGCAGAUCUUGGCCGAUCGUUUGCGCAAAGCUUCUGAGUGCGCUGAUGAGGAAGCACGUCUCUCGAUGAUCUUGAAUGUCCUUCACUCAUGA
This is a messenger RNA of Cladocopium goreaui, 2544 nucleotides long. Lineage: Eukaryota; Dinophyceae; Suessiales; Symbiodiniaceae. The record is from the annotation of a GenBank genome assembly.